This is a messenger RNA of Aricia agestis (brown argus), 1518 nucleotides long. RefSeq names its product uroporphyrinogen-III synthase-like (gene Uros1). Gene Ontology annotation, biological process: uroporphyrinogen III biosynthetic process. The transcript has a single exon. The record is from RefSeq and is a predicted model, not a curated record. NCBI's taxonomy places the organism in Eukaryota, Metazoa, Arthropoda, Insecta, Lepidoptera, Lycaenidae. Bases 308 to 1045 code for a protein of 245 amino acids. Gene Ontology annotation, molecular function: uroporphyrinogen-III synthase activity.
UGUCACUGUCAAAAUCAGCAGUGAAACGUUUCCAAAACAAAUUGGAAAGUUUUGCGAUGGUUUUGCGAAUCUCGCUAACUGAAUUUCUUUUACCUUUACAUAAUACCCAAUAAUGUUAAUUUGAAAGUGAUACUCUUUUUACAAAUUUCUGGAGCGUCCGGCUCGUACCAUCGAACAAAGAAAUCGUCCUCCUACAAUCGUCACGCGGAAAUGAAUAAUCAGUGACACACAUUUAAUUUGAAUUUAAUAGGAUCACGCGAGAGAAAUCGCGGGGGAUGGGCCCGGGCUGGAACCUGCGAACGCAAUCAUGAGGAAAGUCGUGCUAUUCAAGAGUCCCUCCGAGGACUACGAGCUAGCCUUCAGGGGCAGCGAGUACGAGGUGGUGUUCGUGGAGCCCCUGCAGUUUGAGUACCGGAACCUGGUGGAGCUGGGCGAGCGCCUGCAGCAACCGUACGACGGCGUGGUGUUCACGAGCCCGCGCGCCGUGGAGGCCGUCGCCCGCUGCUGGUCACCGGCCAAGUUCGCGCUGUGGAACACCCGCAAGGUGUACACGGUGGGCGAGGCCAGCGCGCACAAGAUCAAGAUCGCGCUCGGCCUCGACGCGGUGGGCUCCGCCACCGGCAAUGCCGAGACCCUCGCCGAGCUCAUCGCCGCCGAGAACGACGCCGACUCCAAAUUUCUGUUCCCCAGCGGGAAUCUGCGGUCGGAAAUCCUACCCAACAUCCUCGAUGCGAAGGGAAUACGUACCGACUCGGUGACGGUGUAUGAGACCAAGGAGAAUGUGGAGUUGAGAUCGAGCCUGCUGGAGAUAAACGAAGAUGUCCCGGCCUGCAUGGUGUUCUUCAGUCCAUCGGGGUGCGAGUACAUCUACCGCCAGCUGCAGACCUUCGCCAACAGGCUGUCCAAUCUCCCCCACUUCGCCAUCGGCAACUCUACCGCUCACAAGAUAGAGAAUCUCGGGGUGGAAAUAGCGGGCAUAGCUUCUAAGCCGAAAGCUGAGUGCGUCCUGCAAGCUAUUCAGCAAUUUUUCGUAGCUACAACUUAACAUUUCAUGGGUCAAGCGGUUGUCAGUACAACUACAAGUAUUUUAGGAAGUGAUAUUAUAUUACAGGUGGGAAUUAAAACAGUAGCAUUUAUUUCGUAUCACAAAAUAUAUUCAAAACUUAGUCAAUAUGUUUGGUACAAAGGAUUUGUUUUAAAGUUAAUUAUUUUUCUGACUAGUACACCUUGAAUACUUUCAAUUGUAAUAUUAAGUCCAUAGACAUGUAGCUAAAAUCUAUAUUAUAUUUCCAAACCUUGAUAAAAAUGACUACACUAAAAUCACAAUACUCUAAUUUUGACAAAAUAUGAAUGUUUUUUUACUAAAAGUCUAGAUAAUAUUUACACUCACACAAUAUCUUGUAUAUAUUAUGUAAGUAACCAGUAGAAAUUAAGUGUUGUACUAUGUACUAGAAGCCAUAAGUAUGUAUUGUUUAAUGUUUAUACAUUGUUGUUCAAAAACACAUUUUAAAUGUUAUU